AUGUUCCCUACGCGAUUGAUCCGCACUCCACAACCGGUCCUAGACCUCGGCAGCGACCUAGAAGAACUGGUCUACAUCAAGACAGCAAUUGGAAUCUACGACCGAACCAUGCUAUCAAUCAUCGGCUCGGCAAUCACACCCGCACAGCUCAAUCUCAACCGCGGGUCCUGGCUACGGGCCAAGUCGAAAGUGGCAUCUUUGCACCGGAGCAUCGUGUCAGAUUUCAAUCGGCUGCCGCGUCAAAUGAAACGCACCUUUGUGCGGGCCAAUCGCUUGACUCUGAUCGAGCAUGGGUUUAAGCCAUCCGCUGAUAGCUUGCAGAUUACUCGUCCAGGUAGUAGACGGGUUGUCAUUGUGCUUUGA
Messenger RNA from Penicillium vulpinum, 363 nucleotides. RefSeq lists its product as uncharacterized. The transcript has 2 exons. Lineage: Eukaryota; Fungi; Ascomycota; Eurotiomycetes; Eurotiales; Aspergillaceae. The record is from RefSeq and is a predicted model, not a curated record. Bases 1 to 363 code for a protein of 120 amino acids.